Messenger RNA from Amborella trichopoda, 1634 nucleotides. The record is from RefSeq and is a predicted model, not a curated record. Lineage: Eukaryota; Viridiplantae; Streptophyta; Magnoliopsida; Amborellales; Amborellaceae.
GGGAUAUUAGCUUGCCCUCGACUGCCCUAACCACAGGGCAGAGACCAUCUCGAGCCUUCUCUUUGCGCCUACGAAAGGAUCCCAUAACGAUGUCAGAGACCUAUGGACACGUGUACGGUACCAAUUCUCCUGGAUUCGCAACCGGAUUGAUUUCGGGAAAUGGGAGAUUAUGGCAGGACGUUACACCAAAGACCCAAUGAACAUGUCUUUUUGUUCUAUUAAUUCAAGAUCAGGGGUUAUCAUGAGUUGCCUCACUGCUUCAGGAUAUGGUUCCUGCACAAAUCAAGUCAAACAUGUCAUUUUGUCCUAUUAAUUCGAGAUCAGCGGUUAUCAUGAGUUGCCUCACCGCUUCAGGAUAUGGCUCCUGCACAAAUCAAGUCACACUCUCUGACCUCACAUUAAGGAAACUCCACCCCAGCCACUACACAAUGAGCAAACUAUAUGUGACCCGCCUCCUUAAAAGACUAGUCACAAGCGCCCUAGGACCCACCACCGAAUCUACGAAGGUUGCUUCACAAGGAGCCGAGGUACACCAAAGGUCCACCGAAUGGUUCGAGCUAAGACGAGAUAGGCUUACGAGUAGCUCAUUUAGUACUGCCCUAGGGUUUUGGAAGGGUCGAAGAGCUGAACUUUGGGUUGAAAAGGUUUUCUCAAGUGACCCAAACCACCCCAACUCUGCUGUGGCUGCCAUGAGUUGGGGCGUGGUCAAUGAGGCAUCAGCGAUAGAGAGAUACACGAGCAUAACAGGUCGUGAAGUGACCCAAUUGGGCUUCAAAACCCACCCUAAUGAGGCCCAAUUAGGCUGGCUUGGUGCCUCACCUGAUGGGCUCAUAAGUGGGCUUGGUGGUGAGCUCGUAUGUGGGCCUAGUGAAGGAAUACUUGAGGUGAAGUGCCCCUUUAACAAGGGAAGACCUGAGUUGGGUCUACCUUGGCCUUCAGUUCCUUACUAUUACAUGCCCCAGUUGCAGGGUUUGAUGGAGAUUUUAGAGAGAGACUGGGUGGACCUCUAUUGUUGGACCCCUAAUGGGAGUACAUUGUUUAGGGUGGAGAGAGACAGAGAGUAUUGGGAUUUGAUUUAUGGGAUUUUGAAAGAGUUUUGGUUGGAACAUGUGGUGCCAGCUAGAGAGGCAUUGUUGGCCUCUGAGGAUGAGACAGCGGUGCGUCGAUAUAUGCCUUUGGCUAAGCAUGCGCGUACUAACAAUGUGAUUGGCCAAAGUCGGGUUUUGGCUGCUGAGGCUCGAUUGUUAUGUAAGGACAUUGGUGGUCAAGUCGAGUUCUUUAGGUAGAAAACACUAAUGGGGAAGGAGAGAGAGAUGGGGGAGAGAGAAGAUCAUCCCCAGUCAAAAUCUGAAGAGAUAGAGCGAGGGGGGAGGAAGAUCAUUCUAAAUCAAUCUAAAGUAGAGGGAAAGAUGAUUUCAGUCCAUUUGCUGGUUUUAUGUUCUUAUUUCAUGAUGUAAGUGGGGGAUUAUGAAUGCAUUGAUCUUUUGAGAUUGGUUCUGAUUGUUUUGGCCCAAAGGCAUUUUGGGAAGAGUUGCAUUCUUUGUACUUUUAACCUAUCAAAAAGGGGAAAAAUUUAUGUAUGUUAUGUAUUCAAUGUUUAUCAUGAAGAUCAUUGUGAUUACUAUUCUGUAUUA